ACAAUGCACUGUCUGCAGAAGUUCUUGCUCUUUCAUCUUCUGACAUGUUUCACAGGAAAUGCACUUGGGAGUGAAAUCAUAAAAGGUAAAAAGACCAAUGACAAGUCAAUGCUGUAUAUGGCCUCAAUACAAAACAACAAAGGUCAUAUAUGUGGAGGAUUCCUGGUCAGUGAAGACUUUGUAGUCACUGCUGCACAUUGUGAUGACUUCAAUCCUACAAGUGUUGUUCUUGGUGCCCACAAUCUCAAGAAGGUCGAUAACAGAACAAUGAGAUACGGUGUGAAGAAGUGCAAACACCCAUCUUUUGUGAAUAUUUCAUCUGGGAAUGACAUUAUGCUCCUCAAACUGUCAAAGAAAGCUCGCCCGAGCAAAAAAGUACCAAUUAAGCCAAUUCAACUUCCAAGUCAUCAAAUACACCUUAAAGAAAAGAAAAAGUGCCUUGUGGCUGGAUGGGGUUUCACAAAAACUAAAGGUAAAGUUGUUGAUGAGCUGCAAGUGGUGGAUGUGCCUAUCAUUAACCUGGAGAAGUGCCAGAAGCAGUGGCAUAAUGCCCUUCCUGCCAAUGUUAUCUGUGCAGGUGGAUAUGGAACAAACAAAGGAUUCUGUCAGGGUGAUUCUGGUGGCCCUCUGGUGUGCAACGGGAAGUUGGCAGUCGGUGUUGUUUCCUUUAAUAACAACUUUAACUGUGACUACCCAGAUGUACCUAAUGUCUAUACAGAGAUAUCAAAACAUCUUCCCUGGAUGAAAAAGAUUAUCAAGAAAAAGAACUGUUAAAACUGUUUCUGAAUUGUGUAUAUACUGUAUGAAAUGUGUCUUUGUCAGCCAAAUGAAAAAUGUGUUUCCUUCUGUGACACCACCCCCAGUAGACAUAACUGCAACA
Messenger RNA from Plectropomus leopardus (leopard coralgrouper), 880 nucleotides. RefSeq names its product granzyme B-like. Lineage: Eukaryota; Metazoa; Chordata; Actinopteri; Perciformes; Serranidae. The record is from RefSeq and is a predicted model, not a curated record. Gene Ontology annotation, biological process: proteolysis. Gene Ontology annotation, molecular function: serine-type endopeptidase activity.